UUCUCCUCCCACGCAGGUUUCUCAUGUUGCCAGUUAAACCUAAACCUUGAUAAACUAUACAGAAACCUGCGGACUCAAAAGGGACCAUCAUGUCCUGGUCCUUAAAUGGAUAUUUAAGAGAUGAGCCAGUGUUCAGAUCUGAUGAGGGUGGAAGGGAAACAUUCUUUCAGAGUGGCAGACAUGCUGCAGAGGAAAGAUUCUGGAAGCUCAAGAUUCAUGAGGAUGGUAGUUUUGUGAGAAGGAAUGCAUCAUCACUAGACAAUUUCUAUACCAUCAAGGCAGCACUCAAAGCAACAGAGGAGAAGAAGGAAGAAGAAGAACUAAAGAGAAGACAGGGAAGUGUUGAAGAAGAGUCUUCUGAAUCAUCAGUGGAAGAAGAAGAAGAAGAAGAAGAUGAGAAAGAGAGAAGGAAUGAACGAGAUCUGGGGAAUAAAACUUCAAAAAAGAAGACUGGUCAAGAGUUGGAGACGAAGAGUAUAAAGAGAAGAGAUAAAAUUGAAGAACGAAAGGAACCAAUAAACAGAAAGGAGACGGGAGCUCCUAAGCCUAUCGGAGCAAAGGAGAUGGAUCGAUCUGAGGAACUCCAUCGAGCAAGAGAACUGGAGCGAGCAAGGGAGCUAGAGCGAGCAAGGGAGCAAGAGCGAGCAAGGGAGCUAGAGCGUGCAAGGGAGCUAGAGCGAGCAAGGGAGCUAGAGCGAUUGCAUGAACUGGAGCGACGAGAACGAGAGCUAGAAGCAAGGGAGCGCGAUUUGGAGCGAAGAUCGUAUUCAAGAGAGAUUUCUCCUGAGUAUACAUAUAACCUUUACAAAUACAGGAGUCGGCGAAAUUCUGAAAUCUCUAACAAGGAUUACCCGUACUCAGUCUGCUCUGAGUAUACACCAUCAACUACUACUAUACAGGUAUCAUGUUCAAUGUACAGCGAAACCCUUAAUAACGAAUACAUCAAAU
Molecule: messenger RNA, 948 nt
Organism: Eurytemora carolleeae
Lineage: Eukaryota; Metazoa; Arthropoda; Copepoda; Calanoida; Temoridae
Product: vicilin-like seed storage protein At2g18540
Exons: 9
Source: RefSeq, a predicted model, not a curated record